AUGGUCGCCAGGCAUCGCCAGCCGCGCGCCGCCAGCGCGCUGCUGCGGGCGGCCGCGGCCUUUCUUCCGGCAGCGGCGCUGCUCGGCGCCUCCCGCGGCGCACCCGCUUGGCGCCUUAGUCCAGGCGUGCCCCUCGCGGUGGCCGCGCUCGCGCGGCCCCUCUGCGGCCUGCGGCCCCGGACCGCGCCGGCGGGCACGCUGGAGUCCGCCGUGCGGGCGCGCGCGCUCCGCAGGGGCCCGAAGGACGUGGACCGCAGGGCGGCGAAGAUCAAAGGCCUCGCGCCGACCGAGAUGGCACGGAGGGUCGCGCUGGCCCUUCAGGAGCGCUCGUGGUUCGUCAGCGGCGACAUCGCGAUAGAGCUGUUCGACGACGAGUUCCUCUUCGUAGACCGGCCGCAGGGCAAAGACCAGGUCGAGGCUGACGCUUACGUCGACAAGCGGGCUGAGCUGUCCGAUCUGCAAGCCAAGAUGCAGCAAUUCCCGUCGGUGACCGACUCGCGGAUUGCUUCGGGCUUUCGCGAGGAUAUUGAGCGCAAGCUCCAGAAACUGCUGCAGAUUGUGGACUGCCAAAAGGCUGACCUGGAGGCUCCGAUCGCCCAGGUUGGGGCGGGGGCGGAUAGAGGCGGGCUCUCGCGGACCCAUUCUCCCGUAGCCGAGUUCCUUCGGGCGGAGUCCGGCGUCCGCUUCGAGGCCGUCGAGGCGCAGUUGACGUUGUUCAGCGAGAACUUGGACUCCGCGCCCUGGCUCUCGUGGCCAUGCGCCGAGCAGCACAGCAUGCCGGUUCAGUAG
Messenger RNA from Prorocentrum cordatum, 789 nucleotides. The record is from the annotation of a GenBank genome assembly. NCBI's taxonomy places the organism in Eukaryota, Dinophyceae, Prorocentrales, Prorocentraceae.